Diachasmimorpha longicaudata is the source of this 1477-nucleotide messenger RNA. It is a transcript of the gene Lhfpl, whose product is annotated as Tetraspan membrane protein in hair cell stereocilia. The coding region runs from base 179 to 1060 and encodes 293 amino acids. NCBI's taxonomy places the organism in Eukaryota, Metazoa, Arthropoda, Insecta, Hymenoptera, Braconidae. Gene Ontology annotation, cellular component: plasma membrane. The transcript has 6 exons. Gene Ontology annotation, biological process: sensory perception of sound. The record is from RefSeq and is a predicted model, not a curated record.
UACACAACGAUUACUUUUAUCUACUGGAUUGAGAAUGGAUGACGUCUUCAUAGCAUCAAAUGUCAAAUCAUAAUUGGAAGUUUAAAUGAGCGUGGACAAUUAAUACAUGACAGAAUCACGAUAAAAUGAAUGAAAUGAAUUAGUGGGUCAACGGAGUGUGAAAAGAUUUGAAAUCACAAUGGGCUCGAAAAUUGAAUAUGUAGAGUCAUCGCACAUGUACGCAACGAAUUACAUCCGCAAUUCAAAAGCUAUAGGAGUUUUGUGGGGUAUAUUUACGAUAUGUUAUGCGAUUAUCGGCGUUGUUGCUUUUGUCACACCAGAGUGGAUUGGAGAUCUGGAGCACGAGAAUCCAGGGAGAUUCGGAUUAUGGUCACGCUGCAGUUAUGGAGCCAAUGGUGAACUGGGCGAGGAGUGUAUAGGCAGACUCGAUGAUCUGUCAACAAUUGCCAAUGUGCCAUUCAGAGCUAGUACCAUUCUCGUUGGUGUUGCUGUGAUAGUAGCACUUCUGUCAAUUUGCACAAUGCUCCUAUUUUUUUUCUGCCAGAGCACUACUGUAUUCUACAUCUGUGGAUGGAUGCAGGUCCUGUCCGCGGUGUGCAUGGGUGCAGGAGUUGGAGUGUACCCACUCGGUUGGGAUUCCCUAUCGGUCAGAGCUGUCUGCGGGGCCUCAGCAUCUCGGUAUAAUCCAGGGGCAUGCGCCAUCAGGUGGGCCAUACCUCUUGCUGCCAUUGCAGCACUCGAUGCUGUCACUCUAGCAGCACUUGCCUUCAUCCUCGCGUCGAGACAUGUCAGGCUUCAGCCAGAACCUUUCAAUAAUGGUUCAUUGUAUAAAGGUGAAGUGAAUCCAGGAUACGUCAAUGAAGCGCAAAGUGUAGCUGGAUCGAGAAAGUCAUUGUCCUUGAGACCAGUCCUACUCGUGGCACCACCUGAGCAAGAUCGUUAUAGUGAACUUUCCCGUGCUAAAUCCCAUUCACAUCACAGUUUAUAUGCUGCAGGACCUCAUCCAGUUCACACACUAUCAACAAAUACACUGCACUCUCAGCGUAACUUCCAACUCUAAUGUUUUCAUCGAUUACGACUGAUUUUUUCGUAAUAAUCAUUCAUGUUACCUAUUGAAAAUGGAAGCUAAACUUCGUGGAAGAACAGGUGGAGGAUAGUCAUAAUGUUCGUUUUGUUGUAUUUGAGAGAAAUAAUAUUAUUCUUCAUCCUUAUAAUUGGUUAAUACUGGAAUGAUCGAUCUUAUUAAUGAAUGAAUCUGAGCGAAUGGAUAUCAGAUAUUUUUUAUAUUCAUUACCUUAUUGGUCUCAAAUGUGUAUUGAACAUAUAUGUCAUCGUUAAUUUUAGUCGUUUAUAUUAAAUGAUUUUUGUACUUCAAAUAGCGACUUUUUGAGGCGCUCAGUAUGAGUAAUUUUCAAGAAAUUAUGUCUAUAAUCGAGAUGGGAGAGAAAGUAUAAUAAACCGUUAAUUUUCGAGAAAA